GCCGCAGACUUGGCUCUGGGGGGGGGGGGGGGGUAGUGCUGGAGAGGAUUCGGUGCCCACGAUGCUCCAGGCAAGCGCCGUGCCGAGGAGCCGGAGCCCGCGGAGCGCCGCUCUGCCGGCCAUGAGCAGCGACACCCAGUACGAGGACACCGUCUCCAGCAGGGUGCUGGAUGAUAUCAAGCGCCGGCUGCUCAGCGCCUUCAGGGGAGCCCCCGCUCCGUGUGAGCUCGCCCAGACCAGCAGCCUGAGCAGGAGCGCCCGGGUGGACGAGGAGCUCCGCAGAGCGCAGAUCGACGGAGCCAUUAGCUGGGUCCGGACCGAGCUGUUGGAGAUGCGAUGUCAGGACCGGCAGCUGGCCAGAACAUUACUGGAGUUAAACAGUGAGAUCCAAGUACUGAGGAGAGAACAGGAACUGCGCGCCGGGUCGCCGCCGGCGCGAACCGCGGGCAUUCAGAAAUGAAUACCCUUUAUAGAGGACUGCCGCCCAACAUCAACACCCCAUUUUGGAGCCACCGAGCCAGACAGAUGAGUGCAGCUUUGACUUAUUGUUGCAAUGUAACACGUCAAGUCGAAUUAAGUAUCGUCCAUGGAUUAUUUCUGUAGAAUUCAAAUGCGUUCUGCACGCAACAGGGUAAGGGGGCGUAAUAGUUAGAUGGGUUUCAAACAGGACCCGCGCUGCAUCUUGUCCUUCUGAGGUCCCACGGGUGUUCGCGCGGGAACAGUGCCCUGACCUUCCCAUCGGCUUGGACUCCUGUAACGGGGCUGGCCUGGCAUUUCCAGCCGGCUGUAAUCGCCAUCAGAGGGGCCGACUUCUUCACGACAUCGGUUCGGGUUUGAGUGUGAGCGACACACGAUGCUGGACAGCAUCCAUGCUGCCCGGCCUGCUGAGUUCCUCCAGCAUUGCGUGUUGCUCCGAUUUCCAGCAUCUGCAGAUUUUCUCCUGUUCAGGGUUUGGAUGCAGCAGGCGCUCUACUUUACAGUGUCCGUGGGUCCAGGAUGGGUAACAGUUGGGCAGGAGUACUCCUGCUCCUAGGAUUGGACAACAAUCUGAUUUUAUUGUCCUUUGCCUCAAGGCAUUGUUUAUAAAAGAAAGUCAACUGAAAUGGGAGAGAAUACCCGACUCUUCAGAAAUGAGGCUUCACUGGAUUGUAACCUUUUUUGUCGGUGUCCAUUGAACCGUACUAGUAAUCCCGGCCUGGACUCAUGCCCCAGGGGCCAGAGUUCACCCAGAGUAAAUUUGGAUAAAAUUUGGACUUAAUGAUGUUGACAAUAUAAAACCUCGUACUACAGGGAUGGCAACUUGUUCUGUUUGCCUAGCCUGCUCACUGCGUGAUUCCAGACUCACUUCAAUGCGGUUGGGAUUCAGUUACCCUCCCAAAUCCAACAGCAAACCACUCAGAUCUAGGGCAAUUAGGGAUAGGUAGCAGUUAGUUAGGAAUGUCCAAAUCAAAAUCAAAGCAAAUUUAUUAUAGCAGGAAAAUAAAGAAAUACAACAGAAUUCAAUGAAAAACGAUACAUAAACCAAGACUGACAAAUAACCAGCAUACAAAAGAAAUCAAGUUAUACAAAUAUAAAUAAUUCUGAGAACAUGAAUUGCGGAGAAUUCAUAGGUUGUGGAAUCAGUUCAGAAUCAGGCUUAAUAUCACCAGCAUAUGUCGUGGAAUUUGUUGUCUUUGCGGUAGCAGUACAAUGCAAUACAUAAUGAUAGAGGAAAAAGUGAAUUAUGUUAAAUAUAUAUAUAGUUAAAUAAGUAGUGAAAAAAAAUAGAAAUUAAAAAGUAGUGAGUAGUGCUCUUGGUUUCACUGUCCAUUCAGUAGUUGGACGGCAGAGGGGAAGUAGCUGUUCCUGAAUUGCUGAAUGUGUGCCUUCAGGCUUCUGUACCUCCUACCUGAUGGUAACAGUGUGAAGAGGGCAUGCCCUGGGUGCUGGGGGUCCUUAAUGAUGCCGAAGUGAGUGAAGUUAUCCACACUGGUUCAAGAGCCUGAUGAUUGAGGGGUAGUAACUGUUCUGAAAUCUGGUGGUGUUAGACCUGAGGAUCCUGUACCUCCUUCCUGAUGGUAGCAGUGAGAAGAGAGCGUGAUCUGGGUGAUAAUGGAUAAUGGAUGCUGCUUUUUUGUGUCAGUGCUCCCAGAAGGGACGAAAAACGAUUCUCACUAUGGAGGUUGGAAGCUGAUAAGGGAAAAUUUAUGUCAAAAAACUUAAGCAAUGUACUGUAAAUAAAUUACGUUCUACUGCUG
Hypanus sabinus (Atlantic stingray) is the source of this 2237-nucleotide messenger RNA. Its product is annotated as alanine and arginine-rich domain-containing protein. The coding region runs from base 62 to 460 and encodes 132 amino acids. The record is from RefSeq and is a predicted model, not a curated record. Lineage: Eukaryota; Metazoa; Chordata; Chondrichthyes; Myliobatiformes; Dasyatidae. The transcript has 2 exons.